GUAAUCUGUGAAAUUGACAAAUCCAACGCGCCCUCGGUGUAGUCACGUGAUGUGAACCAACCCCAUUUUUUUCCCCCUUUGUUUUACUUUCUUACACGGCCUGAAGCUGAGGAGUUCUUAGGACAACAGUGGAAAGUUUUAGUGUUGCGUGUGGUAGAGUGAGUUAUACAAAUAUUUGUUCAGACAGCCAGGUAACGGUGAAUAUUGCUAGGGAGGCAAAAAAGAACUUGCCCAUAACUAGCUGAGCGAAACUUUAUUUUUUGUUCCCCACCCCUAAAACAAAGCGGACAUUCGUUGUUGUCAAUAGCGGAAUUACUAAACGUGUGAUAUUAACAUAAGGCCGAGGAUAGUUUUAAAAAUGGAGUUACGGAUUUUGGUGCCCUUCGUGUUGGUUGUUUUUAAUCUAGGUUUAAUCGUGGGACAGACUGCCGAGCCUGGUACAUCUUGUUCAGUUCACAGUAACACCAGUUGUGAAGUCUGCCUGAAGAAUGUUUCGUGUUUGUGGUGCAACUCAGACAAGAAGUGUAUCGAUUACCCAGUGAGGACGAUCCUUCCUCCCAGGUCUCUGUGUGAGCUGCCCUCUGCCAGAUGGGGAGUCUGCUGGGUGGAUUUCCAGGCUCUGAUCAUCGCCAUGUCUGUGAUAUUGGGGGCUCUUCUGCUUGCUGUUCUCAUUUGCUGCUGUUGCUGCUGCAGGAAAAAGAAGGUUAGAGGACCAGAUAAAACUGAGGAAAAAAUCAUCCGUCAGAACGAACAAAGGAAGAUCCGCCAGGAGGAAAGGAAAACUGAAAUGAAGGUCCGACAUGACGAAAUCAGAAACAAGUAUGGAUUGACCAAGGAGAACCCUUACACCAAGUUUGAGAACAAUUAACUCCUUAGUCAACAGUCUGAAAACUUCAUAAUCCUUCUUUCCAAAACUCAACAGAACAUUGAACCAAACCAGUGACUUUAAGCUGUUUCUCCCACAAACCAGAACUUGCCAUCUAGGUAUUGCUAGAUCUAAAUGUCUACAUCCACUUCAAGCAACCAAAGAAGCAGGGAUAGUCGAGUUGGCAUUAUACGAUGGAAACUAAUUUCCAGCAUGAAAUAUUUCACUCUCUUCGUAUGUGAACAAGUUCACCAGUUUUAUAUUAGAUUGCUUCUCUGGUGCAGUGGAUUUAAUAUGUGUGUGUAUAUUAGAACAAAAAUAAGGGUGUUUUUUGUUAAUGGCUUGUCACAAGUGCCAGCUCUUAGAAUUAAUUAUGUUUUUGCUGCUUUGUGCUAAGAAGCAAGGUAGCGAUAUUGUAGCUUACACAUGUUUUAAAUGUUCUUGGAUGAUGUGAUUUAAAACACGUAAUAUAACCAGAUAAGCAUUUAAAACGGUAUACACAUUUUUAGAAUUCUAUACAAGACUACAAAAGAGUGGGAGAGAUCAAAGAAAAUAAAAAUCCAUUUAAAAGCUUUAAAGAAAAUCGAGGCGCUUACACUGGAGCAGGACACCAGGGUGAUUAUGAAACACCAAAGGGGCAAUGCUGUGUAUAUAAAGUGUAAGCCUGCAUUAGGUUUCUAGUAUACUAUUGACAAGAUAAUGUGGACCUGUGGAUAUAAAACUUCUGUUUUUAAAGGAAGAAAUAGCUAAAGUCACUGUGUCUGGGGUUUUUUUCAUACUUACCAAGAAUAUAAUAACAAAAUCAUGUUAAAUCCUUUUUGUUUUUUGAAAGCUUUUUUUCCAUUGGGAUAAGGUGAAAAAAGUGCUAAUGCUAAUAUUAAAAAAAAAAUAAUUAUAUAUAUAUAUAUAUAUAAUUACAUCUAACUGUAGGUUGGUUUGAGAAUAACGCAACGCAGUAUGUAAAGUGCUGCAUCCUGGUACCAUUGCUGUUGGUCACAUGGUCUGAUUGCAGCUCGACCAUUGGCGGGAGUUUCAGCUAAAGCACAUGAAGUGAUUAUGUAACCAAAAGCAAUAACAACUUUUCUAUUGUGUACUCUUUGAAAUAUUUGCAUAUUUCAAAUGAAAAUGUAAAAUACAUUCAAAGACAAGGGGAAACCAAAGACAUUACUUUUGCUAAUAAGAAUGUUUUUUAAAGCCUUAAUUAGCACUCCUUUAUGUGUUUUGUUAUAGCUUUCAUUUCUCUGUAAAAUUAAACAGGGGGGGGGGGGGGGAGAGAUAUUAAUGUGGAUUUUGACUGAUGUGCAGCUGGCUUUCAUUUGCUGCUGUACCGCUUACAAUAAAAUGAUUUGUGUUUGGUAGUAGCAAAAGCAAUCGUCACUGAGUUUAUAAACAAAACAAACUUGUAACAUAACAACCUAGACCGUAUUAUAUAAGCUGUCUGAACUAUGAAUAGGAAACAAUGUUCAUUUAAAAUGUUAUUGCAGAACAUUGAGUUUAUUUGAUGAUAAACUUACUGUUAUUUCCUUUUGAUUUAGUUGUAAAGUAAAACUAAUUUUGUGGAUUGUUUAGGUUGUGCAGCGAUAAGCCAGAAAGAUACUGUGGUAACACAUUUAAAAUAGUCAUGUGAAACCAUCAUCAGAACAGCUGUUAUUUCAACAGUGGUCCCAUAUUAAUUCAUUAGGAAUCUGUGAAUGUAGUGUUCUUAUUUAUCUUCCUGGAAUGAAGGCAUUCUAUUGAAAUGCAUAUGCAUUUUUACAGGAAUCUGUUUCACUCAAGGAACAACAGCCAAGCAUGUAUUAUUGCUAAACUGUUGGAACCUUUUUAAGCCUUUUCAAGGAAUGAUAACCAAAGCUUUAACAUCUGUUGUUCCAUUAGCACUAGCAAGUGCAGCAAUAGCCAUUUUCUUGUGCUAAUGUAUGCAGAUUUAGAAAAACUAAAGCAGCACUAUAGAUUAACAGACCUAAUCACUACAUGGGCAGCACAGGAGACUUGGUAAUCUUCUAAUUUAUUAUUAUUUAGCAGACACUUUUAUCCAAAGGGAUUUGCAGAGACUAGGGGGUGAACUAUGCAUCACAACUCCUGCUGCAGAGUCACUUACAAUAGGACCUCGGUUUUACUUCUCAUCCGAAGGACGGAGCACAAGGAGGUUAAAUGACUUGCUCACGGUCACACACAGCGAGUCAGUGGCUGAGCUGGGCUUGAACCUGGAACUUCCUGGUAACAAGCCCUUUUCUUUAACCACUGGACCACCAAGCCUCCUUACUGUCAGUAUACUUACAAAAUCUGUAUAUGCCUAAUUUUAAAGUUUAAUGAAAUAACUUUAUCCCCAUUUAAAAGGGGACCAGUGAUUUAAUGUUCCUUGGGACCUUUGGUUAUCACUCCUAUAAUCAGAGACUUGUCUUUCCUUUCUCACAUUUUUUCCUGCUGGAACUCACUGGGGUAGAGGGGAGGCAAGCACUCCUUUGUUUAUGAUAGAAUGUUUACAUUGGGGGGAAAAUAUACUUCAAUCUGUUUUAAAUUCUGUGCUCACAGAAGUAUGUAGAAGCAAAAUUGACAUUUAUUUAUUGCCCCUUUUUCAGGUGCAUUUCUAUAUUUUUUUUUCGCCAACUAAGAAUUGCUUUUUCAUAUUAGUUGCAUUUCAUACAUAAUUUGGAACUAUGAUAUGAUAAUUGCUAACUGGCUACAUAAUUAACAUUUUUUUAAAAGGCAUCCUAGUUGCCUCGAAAGCAAUCAAUUGCACCUUACUGGGGAGUAGGAAACUGAUGGGAGCGCAUCUUUUGAACAGGUGUAUGCAUUGGGAUACCGAUAUGUUUAGGAUUCAAGGGAGGAAUGGGAAUAUGGUGUGUGGGUGUGUGUGUGCGGUUUUUUGUUUUUUUUUAAUAAACCAGCUUCCUCAGAGCUAAUUAGAAUCCUGACAGGGACAGUUUGUGGCAAUGGUAACAUUUCUACCUUGGAGACUAGGGUAGACUGGAACAACUUGGAAUUGUAUUUUUUAAUGUAGAAUGCUUCUAUUAAAUAUUACACUCCAGCCAUCUUUUUUUGUCAAUGAACUAAGAGGGAAUAAAGCAAUUAUUGGUAGAUAUACACUCCAAAAUAAAUACAGCUACGUCAAAGGUACUUUGGUUUAAAGAUGCAUCUGACACCCCCCCCCCCCCCCCCCCACACCCCCUGCCUUUGUAUACUUCUUAGAUUUUUGCAUUGUGUAAAGCAAAUCUUGUGUUUUUUGUAUUUGAAUGUAAUGUACGGUAGUAAUGCACCUCUGCACUGAGCAAUCCUCUUUUUUUGCUUUUUAACCAAUGCAGAAAACCAUGCUUGGCUCAGGCUCUGCAGCCAAGAUUGAAAAUAUUUUGAAAAGGCAUGUCAUGGGGUUACAGUUUGGUUAUUCUUUAAAUUGUUUUGAAAAGGCAUGUCAUGGGGUUACAUUUUUUAUCUUUCAUGCAGUGAAAGAAUAACCUGUUGGUUUAUUCUUCAUCACAGUAUAAGAAAAGGCAACGGAUGAAUAUUGUGAAGUAAUGUGAAACAUAUUUAUUUCACCAAACUACUGCAUGGUUUCACCAUACUCUCUACUUCCUAACCCUUUCUCAACCAGAUAAAUUAUUGGAAGAUCCAUCAAAUGCCAAUUUUGCUUUUGUAAAACAUCCUUUGUUUUCAUUUUAGUGAGUGCUUAGCCAUACAAAAUGUACUGUUAAGGGGGCAACAUUUUAUGGAAUGAAGAACAAGUACACAUUUCUCCACAAGUUUAAAACAUUUUUGCAAAUUAAGAUUUGGCUAAAUUCAGGCUACCGAAUCCUGAUACUGAACAUGCUUGUAAUUUAAUCUCUAUGUCAUGAUAAGAAAUUGUAUAAUUUUUUUUUUUUCUGCCUAGAGCUUGUAUUAUGUAGAAGCAAUAUAUGUUAAUUUCAUUUCUGUAUGCUUUCAAAUGUGCUCGGUAAGUUAGCUGUUCAUAAUGUGUUAAUCACACAGUAAUGCUUACAUAGUGAUUUGUAAUGGUUAGCUUAAAUAUACCAUAGCUAUGAAUUUAAUCUUAACACUUUUGACUUACUGGGGUAGACCUGACACAUUUGUGUAAUUUCAUAUUUUAAUAAAUAGUCCAGUGUUAAAAUGAAA
Molecule: messenger RNA, 4972 nt
Organism: Acipenser ruthenus (sterlet)
Lineage: Eukaryota; Metazoa; Chordata; Actinopteri; Acipenseriformes; Acipenseridae
Product: pituitary tumor-transforming gene 1 protein-interacting protein-like
Exons: 7
Coding region: 359-868 (169 amino acids)
Biological process (GO): protein import into nucleus
Cellular component (GO): nucleus; cytoplasm
Source: RefSeq, a predicted model, not a curated record